UGAGGCCUUAAUACAAAAUCAAUAUUCACGACAUGCAAAAUAAUCAUCCUAUAAUUUAUACGUAGCUGUGUAUUACAAAAUUCCAUACAUUAGAUUAGUACCAAUAUUGAUGGAAUAGUAGAUAGUUUUAUAUAAUACAAUGUAUUAAUUACAAUUUCGAAACGUUAAUGAUACACAAGGUCACAACCCACACAAGACUACAAAAACUAGGUGCCAAAUAACAAAUACCAAACACUUGCUCUUCGCUACCUUUAAAAAUCAACAGAUUUUCGUUCUCUUCACUCCAAAUCCCAUACAUCCAUCUUCACUGCCAACGACAUGUCGUUUAACAGCACCGCGGUCUCCUCCUCCACUGCCUCUGCCCCAUCUCAACCGUACGAAGUAGAUGAAUGUCGUGGUGUCCUCCGCGUUUACAGUGACGGCUCCAUCGUUCGUUCCUCCAAGCCCAGCUUCGACGUCCCUGUAAACGACGACGGCUCCGUUAUAUGGAAAGAUAUCGUUUUCGACAAGGUCAACGAUCUCUGGCUCCGGCUCUACAAGCCGGCCGCGUCUCAAUCCGGCUCUAAGCUUCCGAUCUUCUUCUACAUCCACGGUGGCGGCUUCUGCAUCGGCUCGCGCACCUGGCCGAACUGCCAAAACUACUGCUUACGGCUGGCUUCGGACCUCCAAGCCGUAAUCGUUGCGCCGGACUAUCGGCUUGCGCCGGAGAAUAGGCUUCCGGCGGCUAUCGAGGACGGGUACACAGCUGUGAAGUGGCUCCAGGGCGAAGCCGAGUCGGAGGAACCGGACAAGUGGCUGUGUGACGUGGCGGAUUUUGGGAAGGUGUUCAUUUGUGGGGACUCGGCUGGUGGGAACAUGGCUCACCACUUGGCGGUUCGACUGGGAAAUGAAUCGGCCGAGUUGGGUCGGGUGAGAGUAAAGGGUUACGUUCUUUUGGCGCCGUUUUUCGGCGGAACAGUGAGAUGUAAAUCGGAGGCUGAGGGUUCUAAGGAUGCUUUUCUCAAUUUGGACUUAAUUGAUAGGUUUUGGAGGUUAUCUAUACCAAUUGGAGAAACCACAGACCACCCACUUGUGAAUCCGUUUGGGACAUUUGGUAGCAGCCUUGAGGGAGUGGCACUUGACCCAAUUUUGGUUGUGGUUGGGAGAAGUGACCUACUCCAAGACCGAGCUAAAGACUAUGCAAAGAGUCUCCAAAAUUGGGGUAAAAAGAUUGAGUAUGUAGAAUUUGAAGGACAGCAACAUGGUUUCUUCACUAUUAAUCCAAAUUCAGAACCCUCAAAAGAUUUGAUGUCUAUUAUCAAACGCUUUAUCACUGAAUAUUCUACCUAAAUUCAAUGCUUCAAACUUAAUUUAAGUGAUUUUAAUGAGUCUUGUCAUGAAGAGUAUUAUUGCGAUGUGAGCUAUGCCUUGAAAGCAGUUACAUUGUAAGUUUUGCUCAAGUGAUAAAUAAAUAAUAGUUUAUUUUGUUAAUACUCUUGCUCAUUAUAUUAAACUUUAUCUUAAAAAAAUGAUAUUAAACUUAGUAUAUAAUUUUAUGUGA
This is a messenger RNA of Humulus lupulus (European hop), 1540 nucleotides long. Its product is annotated as carboxylesterase 15-like. The transcript is spliced from 2 exons. The record is from RefSeq and is a predicted model, not a curated record. Lineage: Eukaryota; Viridiplantae; Streptophyta; Magnoliopsida; Rosales; Cannabaceae. Bases 319 to 1329 code for a protein of 336 amino acids. Gene Ontology annotation, molecular function: hydrolase activity.